Molecule: messenger RNA, 1076 nt
Organism: Topomyia yanbarensis
Lineage: Eukaryota; Metazoa; Arthropoda; Insecta; Diptera; Culicidae
Product: GATA zinc finger domain-containing protein 1
Exons: 2
Coding region: 122-1033 (303 amino acids)
Biological process (GO): chromatin organization
Cellular component (GO): nucleus
Source: RefSeq, a predicted model, not a curated record
ACAGCUUCUAUAUUUUUGGCUAGGACGUUUUAGUAAAUAAAAAUCUAUAGAAGCGAACCGUUUUUUUUAUCAGGCUGUGUAGCAUUCGAAAUACUAGUUUCCAGUGUCCUAAAGCAGCACAAUGGCGCCCAAGCUUGUUCCGAAGUGUAAUCACUGCCAGAAUAGUACGUCGGAUAAAUGGUUCACAGUGGACAAGGGAAUCGUUCUUUGCUCAUUGUGUUAUGAGAAGCACGAUAAAGAACAACAGGAGCUUGAGAAUGAACUUAAAGCCAUCCAAACCGAACCGAUCAAAAAAGAAUCCGUGGUCACUGUAGUCGAAGAUGUAUCAACAUCUUCCCCCGAGGAAGCUAAACCGCAGAUAGAUCCAAAAGAAGAUGAAAAAACGGAUGAACCUCAGGGUGAGGAUGCUAAAGAGGAAGCGGCUACUGAUGAUAAAGAUGAAAAGGAUUCCAAUGCCGAUAGUAAGGAAAAACCGAUGCCUUCAUUGAGUCCUAGGAAACUUCGGAAGAAUGUACGCAGUGCACGUAAAGGUGGUGGUGGUGCGUCUGGUGGGAAUGGUAACAAGUCCGGUCGCUCGAGGAGAUUUAUCUUUAAAAAGAAUCCAAUGAAAGCUCCAGCAAUUACAGUGACGACGCGAACCGUAGAUACACUGUUCCAUAAUAACAUAUACUACCAGCUAGGGGAUAUCGUUUCUAUGAUGGAUGCCAAAGAUAAUAUUUACUACGCACAGAUUCACGGUCUCCAAAUAGAUUCCUACUGUGAGAAGUCGGCCUACAUCACCUGGUUGAUCCCGACAACUUCCAGUCCACCACCAAACGAGCGCUUUGAUCCGGCAACUUAUCUCAUAGGACCGGAAGAAGACUUACCGCGAAAGCUCAGCUGUAUGGACUUUGUGAUGCAUGCACCAAGCAACUACUAUCUGGAUCGGCAUAAUCCAUACCCCCGGCCGGAUACAUGGGGACCGGAGAAUACCUCCCAGGAAGAUAACUCCAACUACGUUUGGGCAAACAUUUCUCAUUUGUAUCAAUGCUAAUCACAUUGUCUAUUCAAUCACCUAUCACUUUGAAUAUUUUCCU